Messenger RNA from Cimex lectularius (bed bug), 704 nucleotides. RefSeq lists its product as uncharacterized. The record is from RefSeq and is a predicted model, not a curated record. The transcript is spliced from 4 exons. The coding region runs from base 145 to 654 and encodes 169 amino acids. Lineage: Eukaryota; Metazoa; Arthropoda; Insecta; Hemiptera; Cimicidae.
CUAUGACCAUGAGACUAUUUGUUGCCUUUUUUCGCCAGGGGUCUACACAGAGGGGCAGUUAGCUUGUUUUAUUUUUUUCGUUUAUUUCCGACAGAUACUACUUAGAACGGCCCAAAAGCAUUAUUGGUCUUAAACUUUUUAAAAAUGGCAAGAAAUGUUGAAAUCAAAGCACGUCUGAAAAAUCUAGACGUUCUUGAAAAAGUUGCACUGUUAGCAGGUAACGAAGGGAAAGUAUUUCCACAAGUGGACCAUUACUUUAAUUCGCCUAAUGGUAGGUUAAAGUUAAGAUUCAGCGGGGAAUCAUCUUCUGAAUUGGUAUUUUACAAUAGAAGUGACAGUGUUGGGCCAAAACUGUCUAAAUAUAAUAAAAUAUUUAUUGAUGAUGGGAGUGCCAUGUUGCAAUUAUUAACGAAUGCGUUAGGCAAACGAGGAGUAGUUUCUAAAAAAAGACACCUGUUUAUGAUUGGUAACACCAGGGUCCACAUUGAUGAUGUUGACAAUUUGGGAAAUUUUAUUGAAUUUGAGGUAAUUUUGAAAGAUGAUCAAACAAUGGACAGUGGAGUGCAAGUUGCUGAACAGCUUAUGGAAGAACUAAAUAUUGAAAAGGAAAAUUUAAUUUCUUGUUCCUACAUCGAUCUUUGUACAAAUUUGUAAUACUGCAGUGUUUUAUUAACGAUAAAAAUAAAUGUUGUUGGUGGAAUUAA